AUGGUUAAUUCCCCCAAGCCUGUGGUGCGAGGAACCAGAGGAAGCCCACCCAGGAAUACCCUAAAAAAUAUUCCUGAAGUCGCCGCUGCACAAAAUGAUGGCUUUGCUAUCGGUAUAUGGCUGGUUAAUCAAACUGAGAAGACAAUCAUCUGGACCGCAAAUCGAGAUGACCCACCUGUCUCCUCCAAUGCUACACUGAACUUAACUAUUGAUGGUAAACUGCUGCUUAUAACAGAGCAAGGCAGAGAACUUUCGAUUAUUGAUGUGGAUCAGGAAGACCGACCUGCAACUUCAGCUGCUAUGCUUGAUUCUGGUAAUUUUGUGCUCUACAAUCAUUCCAAUGUAAUUAUCUGGGAUAGCUUUGAUUUUCCAACUGACACCAUAACAGGGGGUCAGAAUAUCUCUAGUGGCUAUAACUUGGUUUCGAGUGUGUCUAUAUCAGACCACUCGAGUGGAAGCUAUUCCCUUAAUAUGCAGAGUGACGGAAACCUCGUAGCCUACCCCGUAUACAGCUCAGAUGACUCGAAUGAUGCAUAUUGGUCUUCAGGUGCUAAUAAUGAAGAUUACUAUGGCCAGCUCACUCUAACUCGGUUAGGCGUUCUAUUCCUUUCCGGGAGGUUUGGAGGGCGAAUUUUGGCAAAUAGCUCAUAUCCUGACAAGAAUGGAAUUACAAUCUACCGCGCAACACUUGAUGCAGAUGGGAUUUUUAGAUUGUAUUUACACCACUUUAAGAGCGAUAAUAGCUCAAGUAUGUUAAUGAAGUGGUCGGCUCUGCAUAAUCAAUGUGAAGUCAGCGGUUUCUGUGGACUUAACAGUUACCGCUCAGGCAUGGGUAGCAAAGCUAACUGUAACUGCUAUCCUGGAUUUGAUUUCAUCAACACCAGCAACAAGUUCCUGGGCUGCCACCAGAGCUGCAAUGAAGAUGAUUGCAUACGCAGUGAAGAUCCAUCAAUGCUAUGCAAUAUCACUUCUUUACAGAAUGUGUGGUGGAGCGAUCAUCCUUAUUCAGUUAUACCAAUGGAAGAAGAAGGUUGUGGCAAGUCUUGCCUGGAAGAUUGCAAUUGUGGAGCAGUAUUGUAUGCGGGUGCUAAAUGCAGCAAAUAUAAGCUUCCGCUUAGAUAUGGUAGAAUAAAAAAUGCAAACAAAUCAACUAUGGCUUUCUUCAGGGUAAGUAAUGGAAAUACAGAAAUUUUAGACUGUCCCCGUCAAGUCCAUAAAGUCUUAAUUGAAAGCAAGAGAAGUCUGAUUUUGAUACUUUCUAUAAUUUUGGGUUUAGUUUUAUGCUUGUGCUUUGUUUUGGCAACCUCUACCAUCUUGGUGUACAGGCACAAAUUUGACAGGUACAGAAAACUGUCAGAAAACGUGAACUUGGGAUUAGCUGAGGAGUUUACUUUGCAGCCAUUUUCUUACAACGAGCUUGAGAUUGCUACAGAUAGCUUCAAGGAAGAGUUAGGUAGGGGUUCAUUUGGAGCAGUUUAUAGAGGGACUAUAUCUAAGGGUGACAAAAUUAUUUCUGUAAAGAGACUUGAGAAUGCUGUGGAAGAAGGGGAACGGGAAUUUCGGGCUGAAAUUACUGCAAUUGCACGAACUCAUCAUAAAAACUUGGUUCGAGUCCUUGGUUUUUGUAUUGAGGGACCCAGGAAGCUUUUAGUUUAUGAGUACAUGAACAAUGGCUCACUUGCAGAUCUGAUCUUCAAUUCUCAGAGGCCCCCAGUUUGGAAAGAAAGAAUAAGAAUUGCACUAGAUGUGGCCAGAGGUCUUCUCUAUCUGCAUGAAGAGAGCGAAGUCCGUAUUAUCCAUUGCAACAUAAAGCCUCAAAACAUACUCAUGGAUGAUAAUUGGAUAGCAAAGAUUUCCGAUUUUGGUUUUGCAAAACUACUUAUGUCAAAUCAAUCAAAAGCCACAAUGGGUGCGGAAGGGACAAGUGCAUACCUAGCACCUGAAUGGGAAAGGAAUCCCUUAAUAUCUUUACAAACCGAUAUAUACAGCUUUGGAAUUGUGCUUUUGGAGAUUGUCUGUUGUAGAAGAAGCAUUGAAGUAAAUGUUUCGGCCGCAGAUGAGAUAAUUCUUUCGAACUGGGUAUAUAACUGCUUUGCUGCAGGAGAGUUGGCCAAGCUUGUGAGAGAUGAAAAUGUAGACACCAUGACAUUGGAAAGAAUGGUGAAGGUGGGCUUGUGGUGUGUUCAAGAAGAUCCAGCUUUGCGCCCUUCCAUUAAGAAUGUAAUCUUGAUGUUGGAGGGAACAAUAGAAAUUCCAGUUCCUCCAUCGCCAGUUCAUUCCAUUGUUGUUCAUUGAUAUGUGUAAUCUAGUUGAUGUAUCCUAGAGGUGGUAAUC
This is a messenger RNA of Quercus lobata, 2334 nucleotides long. Its product is annotated as G-type lectin S-receptor-like serine/threonine-protein kinase LECRK1. The transcript is spliced from 2 exons. Gene Ontology annotation, biological process: protein phosphorylation. Bases 1 to 2295 code for a protein of 764 amino acids. The record is from RefSeq and is a predicted model, not a curated record. NCBI's taxonomy places the organism in Eukaryota, Viridiplantae, Streptophyta, Magnoliopsida, Fagales, Fagaceae. Gene Ontology annotation, molecular function: ATP binding; protein serine/threonine kinase activity.